This is a messenger RNA of Suillus clintonianus, 2781 nucleotides long. RefSeq lists its product as uncharacterized. The coding region runs from base 1 to 2781 and encodes 926 amino acids. The transcript is spliced from 12 exons. Lineage: Eukaryota; Fungi; Basidiomycota; Agaricomycetes; Boletales; Suillaceae. The record is from RefSeq and is a predicted model, not a curated record.
AUGGGCCCAGAGCGCUCAAAACAUUGUAACUUAUGCGACCAGGACAUCAAGCCACGAGGGUGGACCACCCACCGAAAAGCUUGCGAGACGAAGGCAGCCAAACGACAACGGGAUCAGGUGGUUGUAGAUGCGAUUCGCAAGGAGAAAGGCCCUUCUGCACUUAAUGAACCGGAAGUCGUGGCUGCAGUCCCCACCUUCAACCAAGACGACAUCAAAAUUGAGUAUCAUCCGAGUAGUGGCAUCGAGGCCAAGGUACAUGGAUUUGAUAGCUUUGAGCGUCGUGCCGCAGAAUUCCUGGUCCCCCCACCUGAUGGUCAACCUUGGCGUCCGUUCAAAUCUUGGCUCGAAUUCGAAAUUGCUGAGAUCAUGCUGGAGGUCGGGUUUAACAAUGAGCAAUCUGAUCGGUUUAUCAAGCUAUGUCACCGCUGUUCUGUGGGCAAGGAGAAAUUUACGUUCAAAAACCACAAGGAUAUCCACAACAUGUGGGAGGCAGCCUCGCACCGCAUUACGAAGUUUACGAAGGAAGUGAUCUCGAUCCCGUUCACUGGAGAUGAGGAACUACGGGAAUAUGACGUACAUUACCGAGACCUUUGGGAGCUGGCUGCCCAUAUGCUUCGCAAUCCCCACCUCUUUCCAUUCUUCACGUUUGAUGCACACCGCCUCUCGAAGUUUGAUGGUAACACAUUUGUUUCUUUUGUUGAUGAGCCUUUCACUGCGCGAGAGAUUUGGGAUGUACAAUCGCAACUCCCACCAGGUGCAAAGCCACUGGCAUAUAUACUGUAUGCGGAUAAGACGAAACUCUCCUCCUUCGGUACCGCAAAAGGUUAUCCAGUCUACGCUCGUUUAGCAAACCUACCGACUGCAAUUCGAAACGGGCGAGGUGCAGGCGGUGGGUAUGUGGUGGGAUGGCUGGCAAUUGUUAAGGACGAAAAAUUACACUCCGGAAAGCCCAGCUGGGUAGACUUCAAAAAUACUGUCUGGCACAAGUCAUUUGCCAGGAUUAUCUCUUCGUUAGCCUCAAAAUCGCAAACGGGACAGUGGUUCGAAUGCCUAGACAGUGUCAAGCGCUGGUUCUUUCUCUGUAUCCUCAUUCUAUCAGCUGAUUUCGAAGAACAAUCUGUUAUGUCGCUUACUCGAGGAAUCAUGAGUCUUUGGCCUUGCCCCGUUUGUCUAGUUCCUCGUGAUGACCUGUGGGAUACUUCAAAAUCUUAUCGUCGGCGAACAUCGAAAGAGUCGCAAGCCGUUAUAAAUGCUGCGCGUGCGAAAGAAACCUUUGAAGAACGAGAGGAACUCCUGAAAGAACAAGCACUUCGUUUAGUUGAUAAUGCAUUUUGGGCAGUAGCAUUCACCUGCGUGCAUCGAGCGUUGUCACAUGAUCGUUGUCACUUCAAUCAUGGUGGACUCUGGUCACGCCAUCUCUGGGUUGAACUGCAGAAAUAUGUUGUAACUCUCGGAAGGGGAAAAGUAUCGCAAGUUGACAAUUGGUUCGUUCUUUUCGAAUUCGAAAAUUUUCCACGCUGGCGCAAUCUCAAGCACCCAAACCAGGUUAUUGGUGUUACAUUUACAGACAGCUCCGUCCACGAAGAUAUUUCUAAGAUGAUAAUUUACGCCACGCACAAUGUCUUGACCGAGAAUGAUUGUCCGCUUGGUUAUUUUCUCUUACGGUGUGUACGACUUUACCUCGAAAUGGACAUUUAUGCUGCUCUGGAGGUUCACACAACCAAUACAAUCGAGGAGGGGAGACAUACCGUCCAAGCGUUCACAGCACUCAUGAAGCAAUACAUGACACAAACCGCUGAUGACAACGUGAAGAAUUGGAACUUUCCGAAACUGCACAUGACAACACAUAUAUUCGAUGACAUCGAGGCUAAAGGUGCCACACGCAACUACAACACCAAACCGAAUGAGCAAAUGCAUGGGCCCUUGAAGGACUGGUACUUGAACCGGACAAACUUCAAAAAUGUUGCGGAGCAGAUUCUUCGCAUUGACCACUGGUUACUCGUAGCUGAUGACAUUGAUCGUCGUAUUUCGGACUUUGAUGAAUAUUCGCAGCGGAAAUCAGACGGCGUGGAUGAUGAUUCGUUAGAUGACGAUGAAAACACUGGCAUUGGCGUGGAUAGUACUUUAGAUCCGUCACAACACGUGAGAAUGGGAUCAAGACAAGCUGCACAGACCUUCUGUUCCAUCGAGAAUGCGCACAAGACCCAUGUUGAAUUCACCAACUUCCGCAUCAAGCUGAAUGCUUUCUUGAACAUUUUUCUACCCGCCUGCAACAUUCCGCUGCCAAAUGGAAGAAGAAUCCACUUACAAUCAGAUGAUACUGUUACUGAGUAUCGAUUCUUACGCGUCAACUAUGAAUCCCUGGUAGACUGGAAACAGUAUACCGACUAUCUCCGGUGUAAUCCUCAGUUCUUUGGCGCACCGCGUUUUGACUGGGUCUUCAUCCGGACACAGAAUGGUGUCAUCCUUGGACGUCUAGUCUUCCUUUUUCAAUGUGCCAUUGGGAAUGACUUAUUUCCCCUCGCUCUCAUCCACCCCUUUGAUGCUCCGACAGGGCCACGACCUCGACAGGAUAAGCAGCUUAACCUUUUCAGAGUACGCGCACAACCACGCACAAAGGCCGAGUUCUUCUCAGUACGAUCCAUCAUACGUGGGGCACUUCUGGUGCAGGAUUCAGGUGGCAACCCCCUUGAUUACUUCGUUGUCGACACCAUCGACACAGAUAUGUUUCUUCGUGUAAGGGAGAUGCAUCAGCAGGCGGGUCAUCCAGUGCGCAUCUGA